Messenger RNA from Dimorphilus gyrociliatus, 760 nucleotides. The record is from the annotation of a GenBank genome assembly. Lineage: Eukaryota; Metazoa; Annelida; Polychaeta; Dinophilidae.
AAUGGCAAUAGAUCCAAAUUCUCACGAAAUUGUUUUAGACAUUAAAUACCUUCUUCACCAGGAAUUUCAAAAUUUUACUUUGGAUGGGGAUUUUAAUUUCAUGGAUGAAAAUGUUCCAAAUGGAAUAUAUUUCUAUCAUGAUGCUAAAUAUGAUGUAAACAGAAAAAGCUCUUUAAAAUUAUUUUCAAAAUGGCAUGAAACCCAUAAUGGAGAGGGAAAAUUUACUUUAAAGAUAUUUCAACCAGAAAUAUUGUGUUCUGUUCAAUUUGUUCGUGAAACCUGUGUUUUUAAGUACGAAGAAAACUGUAGUAUUUACAAAUUGGAGCAUUCAACAUACAAAAAAGAUUUGGGUGAAAAUGAGGAAGUUAAAAAUCAAUUUAAAAAAACAGUUAAAAGUUUUGAUCUCCUUCUCUUACAAGAAGUAGCAAAAGACAAAAAGAAACUUCCAAAUUUUUCCGAGAUUUUGAGGUCUAUAAAUACAGAAUUAGUAUCAAAUGGAGAAUCUCCAUAUUACGCAUUAGUUGGCAAGGAAUACCACAAUUGUGAAAGAUAUUUCCUUCUCUAUAAUACAAAAUACCUUGUUUGUUCUAAAUGUAAAGAAUAUGAGGAUAAGGAAAAAGAAAAAUUUUCUAGACCACCAUUAAUUGCUACUUUUCAAACAAAAUAUUGUCAAGUUGAUAAAUUCACAUUUAUUCCUUUGCAUAGUCGUCCAGAUAAGGAGGCUAAAGGAAAAUAUCCCAACUUUUGGAGAAUUAUCUAA